Exophiala viscosa is the source of this 3385-nucleotide messenger RNA. Its product is annotated as adaptin N terminal region-domain-containing protein. The record is from RefSeq and is a predicted model, not a curated record. Gene Ontology annotation, molecular function: structural molecule activity. Gene Ontology annotation, biological process: intracellular protein transport; intra-Golgi vesicle-mediated transport; endoplasmic reticulum to Golgi vesicle-mediated transport. Lineage: Eukaryota; Fungi; Ascomycota; Eurotiomycetes; Chaetothyriales; Herpotrichiellaceae. The coding region runs from base 239 to 3118 and encodes 959 amino acids. The transcript has 3 exons. Gene Ontology annotation, cellular component: COPI vesicle coat; cytoplasm.
CCGGUAGUGAUUUUGGCGUUGCUGUCCUGUUGAACGUUGUCUUUUGAGCCUCACCCGAACUCUUACCUUGUCCCUCGCAAGCUUCUGUGACCAUCUGGACACGGUCGGCCUCCAGACAAUGUGCUGAUCCUACUGUCAUACCACCCUUCCAUUCCCUGCGCAUUUCACGGGUACUACUUGACCGCUCGAACCAGUCCGAGAUUCUCCUGCUUGGGCCGGAGGGCCAUCUUCAGCAACCAUGGCGACCUUUCUGGACAACUCGUACAGCUUGGUCCACCUGGACAACACAGCCGACCAGCCCAGUCAACAGGACCUCAAGAACCAGUUAGAAAAGGGCACAGAUGAGUCCAAGAUGGAUACCAUGCGGAGGAUAUUGACCAUAAUGCUCAAUGGUGAUCCUAUGCCCAAUCUUCUGAUGCACAUUAUCCGCUUCGUCAUGCCCGCAAAGAGCAAGGCCCUGAAGAAGUUAUUAUAUUUCUACUACGAAUUAUGCCCGAAACACGACGCCAGUGGAAAACUGAAGCAGGAGAUGAUUCUGGUGUGUAAUGGUAUUCGAAAUGACCUGCAGCAUCCGAAUGAAUUCGUACGAGGAAACACACUUCGAUUCCUGUCCAAGCUCCGCGAACCCGAACUCAUCGAACCUCUCCUGUCCGCCGCGCAGACCUGCCUCGAUCACCGACAUGCCUAUGUGAGAAAGAACGCGGUAUGGGCUUUGGCCUCCGUAUAUCAGCAUGCUCAACACCUUAUUCCGGACGCCCCUGAGAUGCUUCAUACCUUUCUUGCAGGCGAGAGCGAUACGACCUGCAAGCGCAAUGCGUUUGCUGCAUUGAUGAGCAUCAGCCACGAAAAGGCUCUGGAAUAUCUCACUGGCGUGCUGGAUGGGGUGGUAAAUGCUGAUGAACUGCUGCAACUGGUUGAACUUGAGUUCAUAAGGAAAGAUGCUGUGCAGAACCAAGCCAACAAAGCGCGAUACUUGAGGCUGAUAUUCGAUCUGCUGGAAGCCAACACGAGCACUGUGGUAUACGAAGCCGCGACCUCUCUCACGGCGCUCACAAGCAAUCCUGUGGCAGUAAAGGCUGCUGCAGGGAAACUGAUUGAACUAAGCAUCAAAGAGGCAGACAACAACGUUAAGCUCAUCGUGCUUGAUCGAGUUGAUCAGCUACGGAAACGCAAUGAAGGUGUUCUAGAUGACCUCACGAUGGAGAUACUGCGUGUGCUUUCGAGUCCCGACCUUGACGUGCGACGUAAGGCGCUCGGCAUCGCAUUAGAGAUGGUGUCCAGCAAAAACGUGCAGGAAGUCGUAAUGCUGCUCAAGAAAGAACUAAGCAAGACGGUUAGUGAGCAAUACGAGAAGAACUCGGAGUAUCGACAACUCUUGAUCCAGUCGAUCCAUCAGUGCGCCAUCAAGUUCUCUGAAAUUGCCGCCAGCGUUGUCGAUGUAUUGAUGGACUUUAUCCAAGACUUCAACAACAGCUCUGCAGUGGACGUUAUCUCGUUUGUCAAAGAAGUGGUGGAAAAGUUUCCCAACCUUCGAUCGUCAAUCGUGGAAAGAUUGGUCUCUACACUUGGCGAAGUCCGCGCCGGCAAAGUGUACCGCGGGUCGUUGUGGGUCAUCGGCGAGUACUCGUUGCAAGAGAACGAUAUCAAGGAAGCUUGGAAACGCAUCCGGGCCAGUCUUGGAGAGAUUCCUAUUCUGGCAUCCGAACAACGACUACUCGACGAACAAUCGCACGAUGGUGAAGACGCUGAACCGAAAGAACAGGUCAACGGCCACGCAACCAAGGCACCAACCAGCGGAUCUAGAAAGGUUCUGGCCGACGGCACAUAUGCUACUGAGUCGGCGCUGACGAGCGACUCUGCUGCAAAGGCUCGACUGGAAGCGGUCAAAGCAGCUCAGAAGCCACCAUUGAGGCAGCUGAUUCUUGACGGCGAUUACUAUCUGGGCACUGUACUCUCAUCAACACUCACCAAGUUGGUCAUGCGCCAUUCCGAAAUCUCUUCCGACCAAGCGCGGACGAAUGCCCUACGUGCCGAGGCUAUGUUGAUUAUGAUAUCGAUCAUUCGCGUUGGACAAUCACAUUUCGUCAAAGCACCAAUCGAUGAGGAUUCUGUCGAUAGAAUAAUGUCUUGUGUGAGGGCUUUGGCAGAAUUCACAGAACGAAAGGAGCUCGAAACAUCCUUCCUUGACGAUACCAGAAAAGCCUUCCGAGCGAUGGUCCAAGUCGAGGAGAAGAAACGUGCAGCCAAGGAGGCUGUGGAGAAGGCGAAGACAGCAAUUCAGGUGGAUGAUGUCUUCACGAUACGGCAACUGGCUAAGAAGAGCGCCAGCGACGGAACAGAUGAUAUGGAAAUCGACCUGGAGAAGGCUACAGGUGGAGACACGUCUUUCGAAGACUUGUCGUCCAAACUUAGCCGCGUUGUGCAGUUGACUGGCUUCUCAGACCCGGUGUAUGCAGAAGCAUAUGUCAAGGUUCACCAGUUCGACAUCAUUCUUGACGUCCUCUUGGUAAAUCAAACGAGAGAGACACUUCAAAACCUAUCGGUGGAGUUUGCGACAUUAGGAGAUCUAAAGGUGGUGGAAAGACCGACCACGCAUAAUCUUGGUCCGCAGGAUUUCCUCAAUGUGCAGUCGACAAUCAAAGUGUCAAGCACCGACACAGGUGUCAUAUUCGGCAACAUCGUCUAUGACUCGCCAUCAGGCACGGACACUCAUGUCGUUAUCCUGAACGAUAUCCAUGCCGACAUCAUGGACUACAUACAGCCAGCAACCUGCUCCGAAACGGCUUUCCGAACGAUGUGGACCGAAUUCGAAUGGGAGAAUAAGGUCAACAUCAAUAGCAAGGCGACCGAAAAGACACUCCGCGAGUUCCUGGUUCAGUUGAUGAAGAGUACUAAUAUGACUUGUUUGACUCCUGAUGCCGGAUUGAAGGGCGAUUGUCAAUUUCUAAGCGCCAAUCUCUAUGCUCGGAGUGUGUUUGGCGAGGACGCAUUGGCGAAUUUGAGUAUAGAAAAGACGGCAGACAACUCGAUUGUAGGAUUUAUCCGAAUCCGUUCACGGUCGCAAGGCCUGGCGUUGAGUUUGGGAUCGCUCAAGGGUUUGAAGGCUGGGACAUAUUAGAGAAAACCCUGGUUCAACAGACGACUGAGUGGUGGUAUGCAAAAGGUCUGGCGCUCUAAAAGUUCUGCAAGAUCAGACAACAAGAGGACAAUAUAUGUCCAUAGUCGCAUGUCAGGCUGAACGAUAUGAUAGUGGACGAAAGAACAUGGAUCGAGGUUGGAAUGAGGCUAGGGGGCCAUGGAUUUGGGUCCCUAGGCUGCCUUGGCCGCGGUUCCCAAGCCUGAAAUAGGUGGCAUAUCAUCACCAGUCGAAUCCACCACUUCAAAU